Nerophis ophidion (straightnose pipefish) is the source of this 1368-nucleotide messenger RNA. It is a transcript of the gene mrps27, whose product is annotated as mitochondrial ribosomal protein S27. Gene Ontology annotation, cellular component: mitochondrion. The coding region runs from base 27 to 1265 and encodes 412 amino acids. NCBI's taxonomy places the organism in Eukaryota, Metazoa, Chordata, Actinopteri, Syngnathiformes, Syngnathidae. The transcript has 11 exons. The record is from RefSeq and is a predicted model, not a curated record. Gene Ontology annotation, molecular function: protein binding.
UGAACCGGAAGUGGUGUCGUCCAAAUAUGGCUGCCUCUAUGUUUCGACGCUGCCUUAUUGACGCUGUCAAAGUUAAACGUUUAUCACCCUCUUUUUCAGCAAAAAGAUGGUUACUUUCAACAGCAUAUUCAGACACCAAAGCAUGGGAGGCAAGAGAGAAGGAACCUAAGAAUUUGGCUGUGCUGGCCAACAAUAUGGACAGAACAUACGAGAGGAAUUUUCCAGUCAGCUCCCUAAUGAUGUCACAGUUCAUAGACAAUAUAUCAUGCAGCGAAGAGGUUGCUCAAGCAGAGUACUACCUUUACAAGUUUCGUCACAGUCCAAACUGUUGGUACCUUCGAGACUGGACUAUUCACAGCUGGAUCAGACAGUGUCUAAAAUAUGGCGCCAGAGAUAAGGCCCUGUACACACUUAAGAACAAGGUCCACUAUGGAAUCUUCCCAGAUAAUUUCACCUUCAACCUGCUUUUAGAUUCUUACCUGAAGGAUGAGGACCUAAAAAGUGCGUGUUCUGUGGUGGAAGAGGUGAUGCUCCAGGAGGCCUUUGACAUUUCCUCCACCCAGAUCCUGUCGCUGUACGCUCUUGGCAGUUACCUAGCAACCACACCACAACUCACUGUAUCAGAGGAGAAAGCAUUUGGAGCAUCGCUGCUCAUCUGUGGCCUCAAACAAGACAACAGCAUCGGCCUCACUGCUCAGCUGCUGGGAAACACUCUGCUAGGCAAGGUGGAGCUGCAGAAGGGCAUUUUUGCUGUGUUCAAAGGUAUGCCUCUUCUCUGGACACGUGGAUAUUUUGGUCGAGCUCUGGCUGUCAUGGAGAGUGUUGCCGCAUCGCCUGGUGAGGUUAAACUGCCCAAAGACUCGUUGGAUUUUGUGAAUGACACGCUGCAACAACUGUCUUCAACGUCUUCUGACUCUUCUGGAGAAGAGUCCGACAAGGAGGAAGAGCAGAAAGUGGAAAUGGUUGAUGAAGAAGACCAGGCAGAAAUGGAUCGACUAUCCGAGUAUGAGAGCAGAUUCAAAGAGUUGAUCGGUCAGCUGGAAGCUCAUGGAAAAGUUGACUCUGAGGCCAGCUUUCAGUCAUUGGUGACCACUCUGGCCAAGCAGCAGCUGUCCUCCACCGAGAAACCAGACCUGGAUACGUACGAGAGUCUACUGUCGACCUGGGAGGCCGAGAGGAGGAUGCUGAUCCAGAGGGAGCAGGAAAUGUGGCGAAAAGCAGAUGAGGAGAAUCGUCAGCGGCUGAUUGCCAGGGCAGACCUGUAGCAGGCACAAUAAAAGUUUAACUUCUAUAACCUGUUAUGUAUUAAUGUAUUUGUGUGUUUUUAUAAUUAUUGUGGGCUAGAAUUAAAAAAAAUAGUGGUUUCAA